Sitophilus oryzae (rice weevil) is the source of this 764-nucleotide messenger RNA. RefSeq lists its product as uncharacterized. Bases 14 to 649 code for a protein of 211 amino acids. The transcript is spliced from 2 exons. Lineage: Eukaryota; Metazoa; Arthropoda; Insecta; Coleoptera; Curculionidae. The record is from RefSeq and is a predicted model, not a curated record.
GUCAGCAAAAAAAAUGACACGAACAGUAUACCUAUUUGACGCAGGCAUCAAAAUUUUCUAUUAUUUUGUUAUCGAAAAGUUCAUGGAAUUAUUUCAUCUCAUGGACCUGCUCAAGAUAUUUCGAAUGCAGGAACCUGUAUCAAAGGAUUUGUUGGCAAGGAACAACGAACUAGGUAAAUACAAAGAAGUAGUGCAGGAAAAGGAUGCGCUGCUAACGAACAGCAAGUCUCGUAUUGAAGAGUUGGAACUCUCGGUUAGUGAAUUAAAGAGGGAAAAUCUCCAGUUAACUGAAAGACUAUCCAAAAAUCUUGUUAACAGGGAUGUAGUGGGAAACUACGAGAAAUUCUACACCAAAAUAAUGAUGGAAUCCGAACAUUUGAUCCAGGAAAAAAAGCAGGCGGAAGAACGGUUCCAACAACUGGAGGAAUUCUGUAAAGACCUUGUGGACAAGUACGAAAAGACGAGACAUAUCGUGAACGCUUACGAGACAGAGCAAGAAAAAUUGAGAAAGCAGAUAUGGGAGUACGAGAAAAAGAUUCACGCGUUGAUCACUCAACAUAAGGGCAUGUCAGAGAGCUCGACAUUAUUGAAGGAGCACAAAGAAAUCGGGGAUUCUUCAAUGUUUGAGCCUUUAAAAGGACUAAAUUAAGAUAUACUAAUAUACGUAUACUUAACUGAGCUAAAAACCUCUAUCAGAAUACUCAUACCUCACUUGUCUAUCUUCAGUUAAAUGUAAUUUUUUUAAAUAAAAUAUCAGAUCACUA